This is a messenger RNA of Sebastes umbrosus (honeycomb rockfish), 3721 nucleotides long. RefSeq names its product protein FAM117B-like. The record is from RefSeq and is a predicted model, not a curated record. The transcript is spliced from 8 exons. Lineage: Eukaryota; Metazoa; Chordata; Actinopteri; Perciformes; Sebastidae. The coding region runs from base 1 to 1167 and encodes 388 amino acids.
AUGAUGCUGGCUGAGACUCUGCAAGGUCCCAUGGACUGCAUCAGUGGCCUUAACCUCCCACAUCUUCCUGCGGUUGUCCUCGGCGUCCUCCGGCGUCCCCCUCCUCUCCCUCUGAGCGCUCCCCGCUCGCCCAUUCUCCUCUCGGUCUCCCGCCAUCGCGUCCAGCUGUGGCCCUCACAGGGCGCGCUCGCUGGCUCUCACCUGACAGGUCCCUGGCCUCAGGACGACAGCCAGCACCAACAAUCUCCCUACAUGAGGGACAAAGCGACGCAGACCCCCAGGGCCUGGGCAGAUGAGAGGAGGAGGGGCUCUCACAAACGCUCGGCCUCCUGUGGGAGCACCGACCAGCUCAAGGAGAUUGCCAAAUUGCGUCAGCAGCUUCAGCGCAGCAAACGCAGCAGCCGCCAUCGGAGGGAUAAAGACCGCAAGUCCCCGUUCAAUGGCAGCCAUACCAUCAUCCAGUCGCAGUCACCCAUGCCCAAGACCAUCCUGAUACCCAUCCCUAUAUCCAAGUCAUCGGCCCCUCGUUUCCGCAACAGCGUGGAGGGCCUCAACCAGGAGAUCGAACGCAUCAUCAUCCGAGACACCCCUGAGAAGGACGAGACCAUCGUUCCACAGGAUGUCCCAGAUGGGCACCGCGCACCCCCGCCCGUCCCCCCACAGCGCAGCAGCAGCACCCGCAGCAUCGACACACAGACUCCCUCAGGGGGCGGCCUGAGCGGUAACCAUAGCAACUGCAGUAGCCGUCCCGAUUCCAUCUCGCCCUCCUACCUCACCGUCCUCAAUGACACGGGUGGAGGCAGCCCCUACGAGGACAAAGAGCUGGGCCCCUACUCCCCGCUGCCUAAAUACGCCGCCUCCCCCAGACCCAACAACAGCUACAUGUUCAAGAGAGAACCUCCAGAGGGCUGCGAGAAAGUCAGAGUGUCAGAGGAGACCAUGCCCAAACCUCUGCAGGACAUCCCUCCCUUCUUGUGUCCCGACCGCAACAAGGUCAACUUCAUCCCCAACAGCGGCUCUGCCUUCUGCCUCGUCAGCAUCCUCAAGCCCUUACUCCCCGCCCCGGACCUCGGCUUUCGCUCCGGGGUGGGCCUCCGAAGCCUGUCCCCGUCCCUCGUGCCUCUGUCCACCCAGCCCUGCCUCCUGGAGGAGCCCGAGAGCUUCUGAGGGCCCCCCAAAACAACCCCCCCGCCCCUCAAAAUCAGAAAACAUUUACUACGAAACAACCCUUCUGCUCCAAAAAAAUGCCUUCAGCAUGCCAGCUAAGCUCUCUCUGAUGUCCUUAUCUUGUUGAAAAAGCGCUUCCCACUGCCUCUCCUCCUCAGACGACUACAACGUGAGAGUCCUGCAGCCCUGUGCGGGUGUUUGCAGCUAACAUUUCAUCGCUUUCUUCUACCUUUAGUGCUGGUUAUGUUCCUGUUUUUUGGGAGGAAAAGGACAGACUCUUUGAUUUCAUCGUAUUAUACCAUGGCGCCUUUCCACGGACAUAUCUCUUUUUCUAUCUGUAGUUAUUUCUCUUGAUAUAAAAUAUGCCUUCCAUUAUUAUUAAGAAAAAAAAGAAAAAAAAAGGCCGCUGGUUUCCUCGGAGACCAAGAGUUUGACCACGGAGGCUAAUUUUCGGUGCUGCCAGAUAUAUCGUAGCAAAACUUGAACGGUCGCGACAAGGAGAAGUUAAAAAAAAAUGUGCCUGAUAUUUUAGACCGCUCAGUUUCGCUAAACCAGCGUAGUGCUCGGAUCAUGUUUGUUUCUUUAGCAUGACACACAUGAUGUUUGCACUAUGACGGCCAUAGAUACAUACAGAAAGGCAGGGACGAGCAGGAAAUGUACAAGUAUGGUGGUACGCAGCCCACGCUUAGAAACAAUACUCCACCUGGGACCUAAAUCAUCUGUUUUGUACUUUAAUCAGCGAUUUCCAGUGAAAGCUGACUGGUACAAGCUGAUGUCUUUGUUACACUAACUGGUAGCAGUGUGCUGGUCCCCUGCCGGCUGGUGUGUAUCUAUGGGAAACACAGGCCAGGGCUAUGAUGUGUGCAGCGUGUUCAACCUGUGUCUGCUUGCCCCUCCUUCCCACAGCGCCAGCUCAAAACGUCCCCUUUUUACUCCACGUCCAUCCACUUUCUGUUCCUCCUUUUUCCAGCUCUUUUCUCUCCUCCCCUCACAGUCACUGUAACGCUGAUUCCCCCUUCUUGUCUUGCUCAGCUAGUGUUGUUGUGAAAUGUGUCCAGGAGGGCGUCGUCCUCGCAGGGCGGGGCUCCCUUCUGGCUUGCAGGGCCCCGAGCACGGAGAGGCUGGUGAACCCAAAUACUGCACUGCAGACCAUAAUGACAUCCAUCCAUCCAUUAUCUGUAACCGCUUAUCCUAUUCAGGGUCGCGGGGGGGGACAGGGCGCCAGCCAAUCACACGGCUGACACAUAGAUACGUGCAAUUUAGAGUCAACAAUUAACAAUUAACCCAAAGUCUUAAAGAGACAGGCGCUAAAACGGAGCGUUUCAGACGGAGGGUGAAUACAGGUAUAUUCAGACAGACAGCAUGAGAAAAAUAAUGUGUUUUUUGAAUAUUAAAGCAUGUAAAUAUGUUCUAGUAGAAACCCAAAAUACAAGUACGAACCUAAAAAUUUACUGAGCUGAUAUGUCCCCUUUAAUGUUUUUUUUAUUAUUAUUAUUAUGUCAUGUUGUAUCGCCCUGUUCUGCAGCGAUCUCCAACUCCCACACAUACAAUAGUGGAUGGAAACGCACAAUAAUUUGCAUUUUAUUUUGCAGAUUUUCUCUUCUUUACUAGUUUGAAACAUUUGUUUUUUUUAUCUUUUGAAUAUUUUUGAAUUGAAACCGCUGAAAUUGAACGUAUUUCACGAGCUCACUCUCAGCGUAGUUUGUUGGCGGACAGCCUCUCCAUGCCGCGGCCCAUCUUCCUGUAAAUGUCAUUACUACUUGACUGUGCCUGCUACGGUGGGAUAGGAAUGUACUGGAUCUGUAAAUAUAGAGGCACACUGUGUUUGUAUUAUCGGCUGACAAAGAUAUGUAUCUGAAUGAGUCAACAAUUGUACCAUAUACCCUCCUCCUCCUCCUCCCCUCCUGCUUUUUCUCCGCUGAGUACUGUGAAUUAUUACAUGUCUCAUUAUUGUGAAUAAUAAUGUAUUUAUUUAUCAGGAGUGUAAUUGGGUCUUCAGAGAAUUUUAAUCCAGAAUAGAUUACAUCGUCCAUCUCAGGUUGUAGUGAAUAGGAUACAAAGAUAUACUAACUUCUCAGCGCACACUAACAAGUCUACACUACUAUUAAGAGAGCGAACCAACAGCUGCUAUCUAUGUAGCCUCACACAAUGGAAAUGAUGUAAACCUGUAGCAGAGUAGAGGUAGAGACGAAGUGUGGAUGACCUGAUUUGGCAUGACGAAAAAUGAAAUAAGUGAAGAAACGAAGAGUUCUGUUCCAAAAUGAGAUAUCCACUUGCUGAAAAACAAUCACACCUACGGCGACAUUUGUCGUUUUUAGACGUCUGUUUACAAAAAAAAAGAAAAGUAGUUUGAAAGAGCAGAUUGUGGAAACGCAGAUUUAUUUUCUUUUUCAAAGUGGAUAAACAGCAUUUUGGAAUGAGGCUCGACACAACGAUUCUUUGUUUGCUUGUCCAGUUUAUUGGAAACAGAACUGCCAAGUUUUCAUCUGUUAAACCCCUCGAGUGAAAUAAAAAGGCAUAGUUGAAUUAAAUAAAGCAUUUGUGAUUGACUUGA